This is a messenger RNA of Annulohypoxylon truncatum, 2541 nucleotides long. Its product is annotated as calcineurin-like phosphoesterase. The coding region runs from base 394 to 2049 and encodes 551 amino acids. Gene Ontology annotation, cellular component: cytoplasm. Lineage: Eukaryota; Fungi; Ascomycota; Sordariomycetes; Xylariales; Hypoxylaceae. The record is from RefSeq and is a predicted model, not a curated record. The transcript is spliced from 3 exons. Gene Ontology annotation, molecular function: phosphoprotein phosphatase activity.
AAAGGAUGGGCAUACAGGGGUGUCUCUGGCGUGGAUUGGUCGCGAUUCCCCAGAUUGUCAUUAUCAUUUUAUCGGGAAUACUCGACCGGGGUCUUGAUUUAUUUCUCCUUCUAAUGUUCCAAAUUCCAAAUUCUUUAGUUUCUUUUUCUCAGGUAGCUUGAUAAUACAUUAUUUCUCCAGUUUCGAGCACCGAAUCGACUACCGCCUAGAGAACCGGUUUACCGACGACUUGCAGGGUUGAAGGGUUGAGCAGAGAUUAUCUAGAUGCGCAUGGUUGAAGAUGAUUGGCCGCUGGCGCCCAUCACUACGACAUCGCUACUGUGCUAACAUACAAUAUCUACCUGAAGUCGGGCCAGCAGCGCCGUCCAGCCCACCAUAUUCAUCUCGAGCAUCAUGACGCGAAGGAUAGUGCGCACCAUAUCCCAGCUAACCGCUGCAGCACUUUUCGCAUUCCUGAUCAUCUUCUUCCUCGAUCGGAAUUUCCGACUCCUCCCCAAUGCCGUCCACGAGUAUAUGCCACAGCACCAUCAUGGACAAGUCGUUACCGAUAUAACAAUAACCCAGUGCUCCAAAAUCAAUCUACUUUCCUCCUGCAAGCUCGACCCCGAAUCCUGGCAUCGAGUGGAGAAAAACCUCUACUUGGGCAAAUCAUGGGUCUCUAGCGCCUACCUUCACGUACAGAGGAAGAAGGAGGAGGAGCUUACCACCACCGAUAAGGUCGUCAUAGGCGUCACUGUUAGUCGACAGGACCCUUCAACGGGUGCUAAGGGUAAAUCCGAUGGGAAAUGGGAGUCUCGUCCGGCUGGGUUAUGGGUAUUGCGAUCAUCUAAGCCGACGGCGAGCGAUUCUAAGAAGGCCGUCACCGCGGUCGAUGUCCUUUUCGGCGACGAUGCUGUGGAAGCUCGGAGUGGAUGGCAGUUCCAGAAUACUCCAUUAUUGCUCGAUGCCGGCGCAGACAUACCAACUGCUCAUAUCACAAUCCGGCAAGGGAACCAGAUUGAACCUGUAAAGCCUCAGCCGCGGGUGAAGGAUAAUGGAAAGUUCAAGAUAAUGCAGUUGGCAGACCUACACCUGAGCACUGGCGUCGGUCAUUGCAGAGAUGCAGUUCCCGACGAGUAUGAAGGAGGGGUUUGUCUUGCGGAUCUGCGGACCCUCGACUUCGUGUCCAAGCUAUUGGAUGAGGAGAAGCCGGAUCUGGUCGUCCUUAGUGGCGACCAGGUAAACGGAGACACUGCGCCCGAUGCGCAAUCGGCGAUCUUCAAAUAUGCACAACUACUUAUUAAGCAUAAGGUUCCCUACGUAUCCAUAUUUGGAAAUCAUGACGAUGAAGGAGCGCUAUCUAGAGCCUCGCAGAUGGCGCUGAUUGAACAGCUGCCAUAUUCGCUAUCCGUGGCUGGUCCGGACGAUAUUGAUGGAAUCGGCAAUUACUAUAUCGAGGUUCUGGCCCAAGGGACCUCAAAGCAUUCUGCAUUGACAAUAUACUUGCUUGAUUCACAUUCAUAUUCCCCAGACGAACGGCAGUGGAGCGGCUAUGAUUGGAUCAAGAAGAACCAGAUCGACUGGUUCAGACAGACAUCGGAAGGUCUGAAGAAAAAGCACAAGGAAUAUACUCAUAUACAUAUGGAUCUCGCCUUCAUUCACAUACCUCUCCCGGAGUAUAGAGAUGCAGAAUCCCCUCGUGUAGGCGAACUGAGGGAGGGUGUCACGGCCCCUAAAUACAAUUCGGGAUUCCGCGAUGCCUUAGUUGAGCAAGGUGUUGUAAUGGUUAGCUGUGGACAUGACCAUGCCAACGAGUAUUGCAUGCUUUCAGAAAAUGAGGAGACGAAGAAGCCCGAGCUGUGGAUGUGCUACGGUGGUGGCGCGGGAUUUGGAGGAUAUGGCGGCUAUGGCGGCUACGUCCGGCGGGUUCGGUUCUUCGACAUCGACAUGAACAACGCCCGAAUUACGACUUACAAGCGACUUGAAUAUGGCGAUACCGAGGCCCAUAUUGACAGGCAAAUAAUUGUCGACGGUGGGAGCGUUCAGCCUCCCAAGGAAGAGAGUCAAUAAAAAGAAGAGUGCUACAUUUCGAGACCUCAUGGAUGACUCCUUUACCGACUCCCCUCUAUCGAAAAUGAGAUACCAUCAUGCUUUACGAACUCUCCUUGCUACGGGAAGUCUGGAUUCCCCUCUGAUCUAUCGUUUUACCACCUUGGAUUGGGAUGAUAUUUUUUUGUGACGAUCUGAAUCCGCGCGGGCGGAAAUGAUUACGUAGGCACGACUACGACAACAGCAAAAGCAACAGAAAAAGGGCGCAACGGGGCGUUAUGGGAGCAGCGAUAGAAUUGGUCGGCGGCAGGUGGUAUUGUCAUGCUCCGUGUAUCAUAAAAGAGCGAUGGGCAGGCGUAUAUAUUUCCAGCGGUAGUUGAAAGAAAAAGAAAAUACUACGGCCGUGAGUUUCUUUUGGGCAUUGCCUUGUUGACUGUCUGGUUGUUGUGGAUCUGAUGAUAUGCAUACGCAUAUUCCCUUUCUUGCUCACCUAUCCCUGAUUACUGACACACC